AUGAAGGAUCGCGGCAAUGGUGGAGGCAAUAGUGGGUUUAUCUUCGAGAUAACUGGGAUACUGUAGAUUUAAGUGCGAAUUCCUCAAUUUUCGAAAUAAAUCCUUUUGCGGUCACGCAAGUUUGAGACAGCGCUAGAGCGGCCGGUCAAUAUUGUGUCUUAUGUUUCGGAGCCGGGAAAUUUUGGAAACUUUCGAAGUUUUUUUUUCUUUUUUUUGCAAUUCGUUAGCGAGUUUCUUCUCGAAAUUAUAAGAUAAGUUCAUAGAAGGCGCACAAGCCUUCAAUUUUCUUUACCGAAAACCUAUCUUAACCGCGUUCUUACUACUGGCGUUAUUGAGAGUUUGUAGCUUCGUAAAGUUUGUCAAAACAUGGCGGGAAAAUUUUUAUUAAUGUAGGUUUUAUUUUAACUGGAACAUUAGCAGUUUAGAAGUAAGGGAGAAAGUCUAUUCCCAAAAUUUUCAGGAAAAAAAGGCAACAAUAGCAGAAAGGUCAACCAGCGGAGAAAGGCCAGCACGAGUACGGCGGUCGGGGGCGCCCCGCCCACCAGAAUUACUCACUCUUGCGAAUGUUAGGGACUUCUUUCUUUUUCAAGUUGAUUUCAUGCUGAUGAAGGUAGCCACGAAAAAGGGAUCUCAGCGGGUGUGUAUUAAACCUGUAUAAGCGGAGCUGGUGAGACUUUCGACAUUUUGUUGACCACCACUGCUUCCCCUGUUUUAGCAAAACUGAGGAAUGAAUAGCAUCAAGAAACACGGGUUUAACACGGGUACACCCGACUUCUUAUCUUUCAAAAGGAACUCAUUCAGAUAUACUUUUUCAAUUUUUAGUUUUCAUAACUUUUCUCAAAAACCAGUUUUUGAGUUCGUUCACGGAAUCAUUAAAGUUCUUCUUGAACCUAGUCUACUUAGAAUUAGUCUCGAAAAUCCAGAUUUUUUUGUUUCUACAGCUGUCAACUCGGUCGACGAACAGCAGUCUGUGGCUGCGAAAAGCGAGAGGGAUAAACCGGAAAAGCCGCUGGACAAUUCCAUCGUCAGUAUAAUCAUUUUACAUAUUUUGGCAGGGCGUGCUUUACAUUUUACCAUUUUCAGUUCUUUGAAUUUGUACGGAGAGCUCUGGAAAAGAAGCCGAUAGGACUGCGCGCCGAGUUCCUGGCCAUGAAGAGGAGCAAUGAUUUCAGCGUCAUGACCGCUUUUGUCGCUGCUAAUGAGAAGGGCCAGAACCGCUAUAAGGUUUAAAAUUUUCAGCUCUCAAGAGAAAAAUUGAUUGAAAUGCGAUUACUGUACAUUUGAAUUCGUGACGUCGCAUAAUUUGAAGGAGGUCAUAAUAUCUAGAAUCCUGAGAAAAUGGCUUUUUUGGCAAAUGGAUUUUCAAACUUACAUGUUUUAAUAUGGAAAAACAAAUUAACAGGACGUCGGAUGCUUGGACAAUUGCCGAGUGACGCUGGGAACCCCUUGGCCGCACGACUACAUCCACGCCAACUACGUGUCGACGCCGUCGCGGCCCAAGAAGUUCAUCUGCACCCAGGCGCCAAUGGAGAAGACCUGCGCCGAUUUUUGGUUCAUGUGCCUCUCCGAACGUGUCGAGAUCAUCAUGAUGCUGUGCAAUUUCAUUGAAAAGGUGGUUUUUUCUUAGAUGAAACUCGCUGUCGUCGCAUUUGGAAUGGCUCGAAGCCUAACUGCUGCGACGCGGUCGAUCUAACUUAUCAGCUGCUGGAUUUUUUUACAAAAAAAAACCGCGACAACAAAGUUUCAAGUCGGACAAAAGCUUAUUUUAGCUCCAAAAAGGGUGCAAAUGUAAUAAAUUAUUUUCAACUUCGAAGAAUGUGAAGCAGUGAAAAUGUGUGAAAGUUAUGAAAGUAAACUUAAUUUUUGAAAAAAUGAACAUUUAUAUAGAAACUCUCCAAAAUUUUAGGCUAACGGAUAAGUAGGGCUCUGAUUUCUUUUGAUUGCCAAGGCUUCGAACAAGAAUUCGAAGUGAGCAAUGAGAUUAUUUCGCUUUUUUUUUCGAAAAUUUUGCAUUUAUCAAGCUUAAAAUGGAAAAUUAAGUUUUUUCGCUCAUUCCAUAUUUUUUUCUCACCUGUCAGAUUUCUUUUCGGAUACAUUUUUUUAAACCUUUUUUUCAGAGGUUUUUUUAAGCAAAAAAAAUAGGCGUUUCAAGGUUUUUUUUUUGCCUUUUUGCUUUCUUUGGCUAAAUUUAUUUCAAAAAGAAAUAGCAUGUUCAGGGCGCGAAUAAAUGCUGGAAAUAUUUUCCCGAGUAUAAAGAAACGAUGACUUUUACCGAAGGGCCACAGAAAAUCCUUGUCAAGUGCACGCGUGUGAAAAAUGUAGGUCUUAUCGGAAUUAUUUUGAUUUUUCGACUUUUUGAGUUGUCAUGGGGCGAAAGCAAACUAAAAGAGUCGACUUUUUACGUUGAAGGCGUCGGUGUGAGUUUUUUUUUUCCUCUUUUUGUUUCUUCUUUGAAACAGCCGGACCCAUUCGCUCUCUUUUUCUCUUGGCUACGCUCUCUUGAAGAAACUGAAAUUUUUCAGUGACCACUAUAGGGGUUUUUGACGUUUUAGAAGCAACUAUAUUCGCCGAAUUAAUGGCCACUUAAGAGGCGAAAAUCUAGUACCUCUUUAGAGGUCUGCGGUACUACGAGACCACUACAAACUACUAUAAUGGCUAAACGCCAAAUAAUAGCUUCUAGAGAGGUGGUUUUAGUGACGACUUUAUAUAGUUUCCUCUCCAAAUAGUUCUAGAGUGGUAAGUAGAGUUUUUUCUCAGAAGCGCAGAGAAUUCAGUCUCAAGUCGAAGCGAAUGCACUAAAUCUCUGAAAAAUUGGAAAUAAAUUUUUAUGCUCACAGAAGACGAUGAAAAUAAAACAUAUACACUGGAUUGACUGGCCCGAUCGUUGUGUCCCGUCUCCCGAUAUGACUGUCAUCAAAAUUCUGGAUCGUUAUAGAUCUAAGUUGGUUUUUAUCAGUGGCGGUAGGUUUUUUAGGGAUUCCUAAUGACCACAAAAGCCGGGAAUGCUCAAAAGAGGCUUUUUCGACUUUUUUGCAGCCUUGACAUUUAGAAUCGACGAUAUUGCUACAAAAUUGGGCAAAAAAAGCGAAAUGGGUGGAGUAGGGGUCUGUUUGUGCAGCUUUCGAAUGAACAAUUGACCUUUCGAAUUCAAAAGUAAUAUUUUUUCCUGUUUCCAGAAACCCUAUAGUUGUCCACUGUUCGGCGGGCAUCGGAAGGACGGGAAGCGUCGUGAUGAUUGAAUACAUUUUGGAACAGCUCGAAAGUCACGAAAAGAUUACGCCAAGCGACGAGAUUUUGCUCAAAAUCCGGAAGCAGCGAAACAAUAGCGUACAGGUUUCACUUCCGGAUCGAUUUCUUCAAUAAAAAUUUUUUUUCUAAAGACGGAACAUCAAUACCUUUUCGUUCAUCAGGUCAUCCUCAAUUACUUACUCAAAAAGAAAUAUCUUGACGAGGUUUGUUGAUUUUUCAUAAUUAUAAUGUAAUUUUUUUGCAGCACGGUGAUCGGUUGAUUCGCGAAUUUUACGAGGAAUACAAAAAAGUUGUCGUGUGA
Molecule: messenger RNA, 3550 nt
Organism: Caenorhabditis auriculariae
Lineage: Eukaryota; Metazoa; Nematoda; Chromadorea; Rhabditida; Rhabditidae
Source: the annotation of a GenBank genome assembly